AUGGGUAGCCCACUCUCGGGCGACUUCUGUGAAAUCGUCGUCAGACAGCUCGAAAGUAAGGCCCUCCCACCUUUCCUUCCUAGCAUCCUGAUUUAUAAAAGAUACGUGGACGGCAUUCUUAUCAUAUGGAGAGAGGUCCCCAACAUGACAUCUUUCAUCAGAACCAUCAACGACAACCUUUUCAGCCUAACAGUUGAACUGGAGCAAGCUAGUACAGAGGAAGUCCAUUUCCUCGACAUUGGAAUAAAAAUAGUAGGACCCACCAUCCACACAGCCGUAUAUCACAAGCCCUCAUCCACCCCUACGUACAUAACAGCUGAUUCUUGUGACCCGUUCCCGUACAAGGCAGCAGCCUUUAGGGCUCUGGUGGAGAGAGCAUUUUCACACUCAUCCACCAAGCAAGCCCUAACAAACGAAUUAGCCCGCAUCAAAAGGAUAGCAACUGAGCACGGGUUUCCGAACAUGACACGCCGCUUGGUUGAACGAUACCAACGCCAGAAACACUCCCUAACCGCAACAAAUGCCGCCGACCCGCAGCAAGAUAGCCCAACACGGGUCCCCAUCACAUUCAACCCGCACCUCAAGACUGUGCAUAAGAAGAUAGCCAGAGAGCACGGGAUACAAUUGGCAUACAGAAGAUGCCCCACAAUUUUCC
Molecule: messenger RNA, 655 nt
Organism: Centruroides sculpturatus (bark scorpion)
Lineage: Eukaryota; Metazoa; Arthropoda; Arachnida; Scorpiones; Buthidae
Exons: 1
Source: RefSeq, a predicted model, not a curated record